UUGUGUCUAUAGACUAUUUCACAACCGUCCCUAAAGCGAGCGGAAAACAAUAAGUUUUCUUCUGGAGACUGAGGGCCUGACGUCCAGUAUUCAAGCUGUAAAACCUCCUGACCAAUCACAGUUCACUCCUUUUACUUAUAUGACUACUUCUAACAGUAACAGUGCACAUGCAGAAUCAUCCGAGGUGUGUUUUAUCAGUACUGAGAGACACCUUGUGCUUCUGAUGAAAGAUGAACAGCCUCCAGUUACCGAAGCAGACCAGCUCAGUCUUUAUCUGACAGAUGGUACAGGUGGGUCUCCCCCUCCAGCCAGACCCGGUCUUCCUGACUGCAAGCAGCUGGGGAAUUCUCCCAAGGACGAGGCUGCUGAUAGCUGCAGUCUUUCUGCUGGAAAUAAGGAAGAUGAGGAGGUCAGAUGUCAGUCUGAUUGCACUUCUAAAGACGCAGUGCAUGGCACAGGUCUCUGUAAUACACGGAGCCAAUUUGCUGAAGUUCUGGAGACUAAUCAGAGGAGAGAGGAGCUUGAUUUCAGCAGGGCAGAGGGUGAGAGUCCCAUAUCUUCCAGGGAUUAUGCUGAAUUUAAACCACUCUACUCAGAGUCUGAAAAGGACCCUUCUGGGAACUUGGCAGAAGGUGGAAAAAAAGGAAAGAACAAAUUGGAAGUACAGAUUUAUGAGAAUGAAAAUGUCUCCAUUUGUAAGGGAGAAACAAAAGGCCGAGGUAAUGAGAGCAAAACCUUCAUCCCCUCUGCUGCAAAAUGUGAUGAGGGAUCAGUUCUUUGUAAUGAUGUGGUUUUAAUCGGAAAUAUUGCAGCUGAAAAAGCAAGUCUUGAAGUUGAUAACCACAGCGGGGCUGAUCACGAAGAGUCUGCCGAAGGAGAUAAUGAUGAAGACCCAUUUUGUGUAAUUGACCCUGCAAUCAGGAGUGAAGCUGACGAGGAGGCUGAGGGGAUGAACGCUAACUCAGACGGCACUGCAGGUAAAGAAAAAGUCUGCGGGAUGGAAGCACCUCUUCCACUUUGCUCUGACGUAGGGACGUUACAGAAGGUUUCAUCUGCAGACCAGGCCGAGCAGUUUGAUCAGCAAAGCCGAACACAACCCUGCAGAGCUAAAAAUGAGGUUCACUGUCAGUCAUAUGCAGAAUUGCACGCUUGUUCUGUAAAUAACGAAACCUGUGACAUAACUGGAGACGAAGGCAGCUGUCAGUGGAAAUCUAGUCCGUUAAAGCCCCCUCCUGCUGGGGAUGGAGGAACACAAGAAAGCCAUGAUACUCAGGGACACCAGCUGAAAGAGCAGAGUCAGUCGAGCUGCUUUCCUGAGAGUGUUGACCACAUGAAGACGCAGGUGGUCGGAUACCCCCAUAGGGAAACUGACAAAGUGGAAACGACAGCUGAGAUAAAAGAGAAAGAGGGAGGUUUGAAUUUUCUGGAAAAAACUGAAAUUGAUGAGCAGGGAAAGUCAGAGGAGAAGCUUGAGCUGCAGAGCGACAAAGAUGAAACAGAUGCAUCUGCUGUUGAUCAUAGCGAGGAAGAAACACAAAACCCUACUGAGCUAGGAGAUAAACCUGAAUGUUUGUGUGAUCAGAUGUGUGUGACAACUGAGAGGGAGGAAAGAAAAGAGGACAUAAACGUUGACGAGGAAAUGAAAACUGAGGAAAAAUCUGAGGAUGAUGUGCAGAAACAAAGUGAAAAAAAAGAGGAUGUGAGUCUGGAGUCACCCGUUGACUGGACAGAGGGGAGCAGACUGGCCUUCUGUAAUGGAGAUGACCAGGAACAAAGAUUUACUUCAUUCACAAAAUGCUCUCCGCAGCACCACAGCAUUGAAGUGUAG
Molecule: messenger RNA, 1828 nt
Organism: Melanotaenia boesemani (Boeseman's rainbowfish)
Lineage: Eukaryota; Metazoa; Chordata; Actinopteri; Atheriniformes; Melanotaeniidae
Exons: 3
Coding region: 140-1828 (562 amino acids)
Source: RefSeq, a predicted model, not a curated record